GGAGAUGGCUUCUCCCCUCUCGCCCCCUGCUCCCGCUAUUGUCUCGCUCGGGGUGGCCUGACUGUACGAGCUAGCGCACGGUCUUGGCGGAGAGCGCUCGCCCCCAUCCCCAAGCUGGUCCUCGCGCCCUUUGCUGCCUCUCUCCCUGUUCCGGGGACCCCAAGGCCGGGGCGCAGCCGGGAGGAAGUAGCGUGCUGCCCGCCAGCUGCGCAUCGCGCUGGUGCAAGAGGCGCCUGGAGCCGCAGAGCGAGUCGCCGAGGCGCGGAGCUAGCAGCCCGCGUCGCCGGGCACACGACACGUCGGGACUUGCAGCACAGCCCGCAGCGAGCGCAGGUGCCCAGACACCAUGUCACAGCCCCCCAGACCUGACAUUGGCAGGAAGUAGGAGACUUCCUUGUCUCCUCCAUCCCCUAUCCUCACCAUGUCUUCGACUCAGGGUAAUGGGGAACACUGGAAGUCCCUGGAGUCAGUGGGCAUUAGCCGCAAAGAGCUGGCAAUGGCUGAAGCCCUGCAGAUGGAGUAUGAUGCUCUGUCCCGGCUCCGGCAUGACAAGGAGGAGAGCAGAGCCAAGCAGAACACAGACCCCUCUCUCAGCAGCUGGGAUGAGCCUGUCUUGGACUUCUACAGCAAGCCUACAGGCAGGCGGACCGAUCUCAAGCUCUUACGUGGUCUCUCUGGCUCUGAUCCUACCCUCAACUACAACUCGCUCUCUCCACAGGAAGGGCCGCCUAACCACUCUACCUCCCAGGGCUCCCAGCCUGGCCCAGAUCCCUGGCCCAAAGCCUCCCUGUCUGGAGAUUAUCUCUACAUUUUCGAUGGCUCAGACGGGGGACUCUCUUUGUCCCCAGGACUAGGGGACAUAGAUGACUCUUGCAAGAAACUGUCCCCACCUCCUUUGCCUCCCCGAGUCUCUAUCUGGGACACCCCUCCACUGCCUCCCAGAAAAGGCUCUCCUUCAUCCUCUAAGAUCUCUCAGCCUAAUGACAUUAACACUUUUUCUCUAGUUGAACAACCACCGGACAAAUUACUAGGGCAUAGGAUCCUAGAAGAGGAAGAGUUGCCAGGAGGUGGGGGUCAAGGGUGCCUACUGGGAUCUGUGGACUAUGAUGGUAUCAAUGAUGCAAUUACAAGGCUCAACUUGAAGUCAACCUACGAUGCAGAGAUGUUGCGGGAUGCCACCAGGAGCUGGAAGGAGGGCCGAGGGCCCCUGGACUUUGGCAAGGAUACCUCUGGAAAACCGGUGGCACGGAGCAAGACCAUGCCACCUCAGGUGCCCCCCCGCACCUAUGCCUCUCGCUGUGCCAACAGAAAGAAUGGGACGCCUGGCAAGAACCGUCGGAUUUCUGCGGCUCCGGUGGGUUCCCGGCCCCACCCAGUCGCCAAUGGCCACGAGUUAUUUGAGGUCUCAGAGGAGAGAGAUGAGGAGGUCGCUGCCUUUUGCCACAUGCUGGAUAUCCUUCGAUCUGGCUCUCAUGUCCAAGACUACUGUCUCACUGGAUAUGUCUGGAGCGCUGUCACCCCCAGCCCAGAGCACCUUGGGGAUGAAGUCAACCUGAAGGUGACCGUGUUGUGUGAUAGCCUUCGAGAGCCACUCACUUUUACCUGCAACUGUUCCUCCACUGUAGACUUGCUCAUCUACCAGACCUUGUGCUAUACUCACGAUGACCUGAAGAAUGUGGACGUGGGUGACUUUGUGCUAAAGCCCUGUGGGCUGGAGGAGUUCCUACAGAACAAACACGCCUUGGGCAGCCAUGAGUAUAUUCAGUACUGCCGCAAGUUUGAGGUGGACAUUCGGCUACAGCUCAUGGAGCAGAAGGACGUACGCAAUGACCUGGCUCGGACGGCAAACGAUGACCAGAGCCCCUCCACCCUGAACUAUCUCAUCCACCUACAAGAGAGGCCUGUCAAGCAGACCAUCAGCAGGCAGGCCCUGAGUCUUCUGUUCGACACAUACCACAAUGAGGUGGAUGCCUUCCUGCUGGCAGAUGGGGACUUCCCACUGAAGGCUGACAGGGUGGUUCAGUCUGUCAAGGCCAUCUGCAAUGCUCUGGCUGCCGUGGAAACCCCUGAGAUCACCAACGCUCUCAACCAGCUGCCCCCCUGCCCCUCCCGCAUGCAGCCUAAAAUUCAGAAGGAUCCCAGCGUCUUGGCUGUGAGGGAAAACCGAGAGAAGGUCGUGGAAGCACUGACUGCUGCCAUCUUGGACCUGGUGGAGCUUUACUGCAACACGUUCAACGCAGACUUCCAGACGGCGGUGCCUGGGAGCCGCAAGCAUGAUCUGGUCCAGGAGGCCUGUCAUUUCUCAGGGGCCCUGGCAUUUACUGUCUAUGCUACCCACCGCAUUCCCAUCACCUGGGUAACCAGCUACGAAGAUUUCUACCUCUCCUGUUCCCUCAGCCAUGGCGGCAAGGACCUGUGCAGCCCCCUGCAGACCCGAAGAGCUCACUUCUCCAAGUACCUCUUCCACCUUAUCAUCUGGGACCAGCAGAUCUGCUUCCCCGUGCAGGUGAACCGGCUGCCUCGGGAGACCCUGCUGUGUGCCACUCUUUAUGCGCUGCCCAUCCCCCCACCAGGGAGCUCCUCGGAGGCCAAUAAGCAGCGGAGGGUACCUGAAGCCCUGGGCUGGGUGACUACCCCACUCUUCAACUUCAGGCAGGUCCUGACCUGUGGCCGGAAACUUCUGGGCUUGUGGCCAGCAACACAGGAAAACCCCAGUGCCCGCUGGAGUGCACCUAAUUUCCAUCAGCCAGAUAGUGUUAUCCUGCAGAUUGACUUCCCCACCUCGGCCUUUGAUAUCAAGUUCACAAGCCCCCCUGGAGACAAGUUCAGUCCCCGUUAUGAGUUUGCCAGCCUCCGGGAGGAAGACCAACGCAAGCUUAAGGACAUCAUGCAGAAGGAGUCCCUGUACUGGCUCACUGAUGCUGACAAGAAGCGCCUGUGGGAGAAGCGAUAUUAUUGCCACUCAGAGGUGAGCUCACUCCCCCUGGUGCUCGCCAGCGCCCCCAGCUGGGAGUGGGCGUGCCUGCCCGACGUCUAUGCCCUCCUGAAGCAGUGGACCCACAUGAACCACCAGGAUGCCCUGGGGCUCCUGCAUGCCACAUUCCCAGACCAAGAAGUGCGUCGAAUGGCUGUCCAGUGGAUUGGCUCACUCUCAGAUGCUGAGCUGCUUGACUACCUGCCCCAGCUGGUACAGGCCCUAAAGUAUGAGUGCUACCUGGACAGCCCGUUGGUGCGCUUCCUCCUGAAACGAGCUGUCUCUGACUUGAGAGUGACUCACUACUUCUUCUGGUUGCUGAAGGACAGCCUCAAGGACUCUCAGUUCAGCAUUCGCUACCAGUAUCUGCUGGCAGCCCUCUUGUGCUGCUGUGGCAAGGGGCUGAGGGAGGAGUUUAACCGCCAGUGCUGGCUUGUCAACUCCCUGGCCAAACUAGCCCAGCAAGUCCGAGAGGCAGCUCCAUCUGCACGGCAGGGAAUCCUCCGCACAGGUCUGGAGGAGAUGAAGCAGUUCUUUGCCCUCAAUGGCUCAUGCCGUCUGCCGCUCAGCCCCAGUCUGCUGGUGAAGGGAAUUGUGCCCAGGGACUGUUCCUACUUCAAUUCCAAUGCAGUCCCCCUCAAACUUUGCUUCCAAAAUGUGGAUCCCCUGGGUGAGAACAUCCGUGUCAUCUUCAAGUGUGGGGACGACCUUCGCCAGGACAUGCUAACACUGCAGAUGAUUCGCAUCAUGAGCAAGAUCUGGGUCCAGGAGGGGCUGGAUAUGCGCAUGGUCAUUUUCCGCUGUUUCUCCACUGGCCGGGGGAGAGGGAUGGUUGAGAUGAUCCCCAACGCCGAGACCCUGCGCAAGAUCCAGGUGGAGCAUGGGGUGACUGGUUCCUUCAAGGACCGGCCCCUGGCCGACUGGCUGCAGAAACACAACCCUGGGGAGGAUGAGUAUGAGAAGGCUGUGGAGAACUUCAUCUACUCCUGUGCUGGCUGCUGUGUGGCCACAUACGUUUUGGGCAUCUGUGACCGACAUAAUGACAACAUCAUGCUGAAGACCACUGGUCACAUGUUCCACAUCGAUUUUGGUCGCUUCCUGGGUCACGCCCAGAUGUUUGGCAACAUUAAGCGGGACCGUGCCCCCUUUGUCUUCACCUCGGACAUGGCGUAUGUCAUCAACGGGGGUGACAAGCCUUCCAGCCGCUUCCAUGAUUUUGUUGACCUUUGCUGCCAAGCCUACAACCUCAUUCGCAAGCACACCCACCUCUUCCUCAACCUCCUGGGCCUGAUGUUGUCCUGUGGGAUUCCUGAGCUCUCAGACCUGGAGGACCUCAAGUAUGUGUAUGAUGCUCUGAGGCCUCAGGAUACAGAGGCCAAUGCCACUACCUACUUUACUAGGUUGAUUGAGUCCAGCCUGGGCAGUGUAGCCACAAAGCUCAAUUUUUUCAUCCAUAACCUGGCUCAGAUGAAGUUCACAGGCUCAGAUGACCGGCUGACCCUUUCCUUUGCCCCCCGAACGCAUACUCUCAAGAGCUCUGGGCGAAUCAACAGUGUUUUUCUCUGCCGCCACGAGAAGAUUUUCCACCCCAACAAGGGCUAUACAUAUGUGGUAAAGGUGAUACGAGAAAAUGCUCAUGAGGCCACUUAUAUCCAGCGGACAUUUGAGGAGUUCCAGGAACUGCACAACAAGCUGCGGCUACUCUUUCCUUCUUCACUCUUGCCCAGCUUCCCUAGUCGCUUCGUGAUAGGCCGCUCCCGGGGAGAGGCAGUGGCUGAGCGGCGGAGGGAAGAGUUAAACGGCUACAUCUGGCACUUGAUCCACGCAGCCCCCGAUGUGGCUGAGUGUGAUUUGGUGUACACCUUCUUCUACCCUCUGCCUCGGGAUGAGAAGGCUGUAGGCAUCAGCCCAGCUCCCAAAUCCUUAGACAGCACAUGGGCCCGGCCCAUGGGAAAGGUAGGAGGAGAGGUGAAGCUGUCCAUCUCCUACAAAAACAAUAAACUCUUCAUCAUGGUGAUGCACAUUCGGGAUUUGCAACUGCUGCAGGAUGGAAAUGACCCUGAUCCCUAUGUGAAGAUUUACCUCCUUCCUGACCCUCAGAAAACCACUAAAAGGAAAACCAAAGUGGCCCGGAAAACCUGCAAUCCUACCUACAAUGAGAUGUUGGUGUAUGAUGGGAUCCCCAAGGGGGACCUGCAGCAGCGGGAGCUCCAGCUUAGCGUGCUGAGUGAGCAAGGAUUCUGGGAGAAUGUCCUCCUUGGCGAGGUGCAUAUCCGCCUGCGAGAGCUGGACCUGGCCCAGGAGAAGACUGGCUGGUUCGCACUGGGAUCUCGAAGUCAUGGGACCUUGUGAGCCCAGCAGAGCCUCGGCCUAGGACCCCAGGCUGGUGGUGGAGCUAGGGGCGGGGCACCCUUCCUUUCCUUGUGAAAGGGCAGGGUCCUCAGCAGGCCUCCCCUCCUUGGUCCAGGUGGAUCUGACCUCCACCAUAGGAGGCAGGGAGAGUGAGAUGCUCUCUUCUGUCCCUUCCUCUGCAGAUUAAACUCGGGGUGGUUGUGAUCAGCAGCCCCUUGGAGGCUGUGAGGUUGCAGCAAAGUUUUAAGUUUACCUUGUGUCAAGGGAGCAAUGCCUGGUUUGGGGUGUGUAUGGGGCUGUAUGAAGUAGCAUUACGGGGGGAGGGUUGGUGGAUAUCUUUAUUUUUAUUUUUAAAAAAUGAAAUAGUAAUGUUGUCCUAACUGGGACAGGAAGCCUCGAGAGAAGGGACAUACAUAUGCCUCAGAAGGCAAGAGAGGGAGCCUGUUUGGACUUUUUGUAUGAUUAAGGUUCUUAUUGGACUUUUCCCUAGGUUUUUUUGUUUUGUUUUUUGUUUUCUAGCUAUGGGAAUUAUUUGGGGAGGGGCCCAGUGAGUCCUUAGUCAGAGUCCUCCCUCCCUAAACGCAGGUUGCUGGGGUGGGGGGCUGCCCAUGCUGGACUGAGGCCUGUGCUGCUGGGCCUUUUUGAGUUUGCCUCCAAAGGAGAGCGACGUGAUAGCUACAUGUGUAAGGAAGGGCCUUCCCUAUUGAGGUUCUACCAAGGACCUGUAUUCAGGGACCCAUGCUUUUCAGGGGGAGGUUUUCCUCUUGUCUUCCCCUACUUCAUUAGGACUUGCCCUGAAUACGCUUUCUACCCUUUACCCCUGCAUUCUCCGCAUCCUUCUGGGGGUCAUCUGGUCUUAUUGAAUACGCUGGGGGUGCUCCCCCAUAGGCCUUGCCCUUCAUUUUUGUCUGGUGGGAAAUGCUGCCUCCAUCCUUAGGUUUAGUUUCAUCCAAAGCCACCUUGGCCCCGGGAAGGGGGCCCCCUAGGCUGCAGAAGCCAGUAUAGUCUCCCAGUAGGUAGUUUCUGGAAAGCAUUCCUCACCAACCUCCACUUCUUUCUCUUAUGCUGCUUCUCCCUCAAACUCCAUUUCUGUCACACAUUUUUAUAUGACUUUCCCUCAUUCUGUAGGGCCGUAAACCUAUCUAGUCUGGAGCCAAAGGGGUGCCCUAUCUGAAGGAAGGGGGCAUGGGGUGGAGAAAUCCAUCAAAACUGUUGUCUUUGGUGGCUCAUGCCUGUAAUCCUAGCGCUCUGGGAGGCCGAGGUGGAUGGAUUGCCUGAGUGAGCUGCCUGAGUGAGCUCACAAGCUCGAGACCAAACUGAGCCAGAGUGAGACCUCAUCUCUAAAAAUAGCUGGCCCCUGUGGCUGGUACCUGUAGUCCCACUACUUGGGAGGCUGAGGCAAGAGAAUUGCUUGAGCCCAAGAGUUUGAGGUUGCUGUGAGCUGUGACGCCCCGGUACUUUACCCAGGGUGACAAAGUAAGACUCUGUCUCAAAAAAAAAAACAAAAAACCACUGUUGGUUUUUUCCAGUGAUUUUCUUAGGUCAGGAGGAAGCUAUAUGAGAGCAGGAGCUGAAGAGGAGAGACUGAGUCUCCCAUCUCUUAAUGUCCUUAUUUUCUACCAGGUGAAUUUUAAAUUUGCUCUUUUGUGUUUCACUCUUAAGGGUUCUCUUUCUUGAAAAAAAGAAAGGACUUUGACAUUACCUUUUUUUUUUUUUAAACAGAGUCUUUCUCUGUUGCCUUUGCUAGAAUGUCAUGUUGCCUCAGCCUAGCUCAUAGAAACCUCAAACUCCUGGGCUCACACAAUCCUACUGCCUCGGCCUCUCUACCCUGUUUCCCCAAAAAUAAGACAUCCUCUGAAAAUAAGACCUACUUACAGGAAAGAUAAGAUGUCCCCUGAAAAUAAGACCUAGCGCAUCUUUGGGAGCACACCUUAAAAUAAGACACUGUCUUAUUUUUGGGGAAACAGGGUAGUAGCUGGGAUUGCAGCUUAUUAGAGCCGCAAUAGCUUUUCUAUUUUUAGUAGACAUGGUGGGGGGGGGGGGGUCCUCAAUCUCGGUUAGUCUAGUCUCGAACUUCUGGCCUCAAGCAAUCUUCCCACUUCAGCCUCCCAAAGUGUUAGGAUUAUAGGUGUGAGCCACCUGUCCAGCCAGAUAUUAACUUUUAAACCAGAAUUGGCUGGAUAUGUCCCAUGAUUGGGGAAAAGAGUAAAAUGAGGAACAUUCAGUAAACUGUCCCUCACCAACUCCCUGCCCAAUUCCAAGGAUCAGAAAUCCCCCCUUUUGCUAACUCAUUCCAUAACUGGAGAAAGAAGCUCCAUUGAUUGAAGACACAGGACAUCAAGUAAGUUUAAAGUUUUCCUUUAAAUUAAAAAUGCUGGGCAGUGCUGUGGCUCAGUGGGUAGGGCGCUGGCCCCAACCCUCCCCAGCCAAACUGCAACAACAACAACAAAAAAUAGCCAGGUAUUGUGGCAGGCAUCUAUAGUCCCAGCUACUCCAGAGGCUGAGGCAAGAGAAUUGCCUAAGCCCAGGAGUUGGAGGUUGCUGUGAGCUGUGACGUCACGGCACUCUACUGAGGGCGAUAAAGUGAGACUCUGUCUCUACAAAAAAAUAAAUGAAAAUAAAAAUAAAUUUAAAAUGCCAAGGAUAGGGCAGCACCCAUAGCUCAGUCGGUAGGGUGCUGACCACAUAUACCGAGGCUAGGCGGUUUGAACCUGGCCCGGGCCAGCUAAAACAACAAUGACAACUGCAGCAACAAAAAAAAAAACAACUGCUGGGCGCUGUGGCGGGCACUGUAGUCCCACUUACUUGGGAGGUUGCGACAAGAGAAUUGCUUAAGCCCAAGAGUUGGAGGUUGCUGUGAGCUGUGACGUCACGGCACUCUACCCAGGGUGACAGAUUAAGACUGUCUCAAAAUAAAAUAAAAGAA
This is a messenger RNA of Nycticebus coucang (slow loris), 8252 nucleotides long. It is a transcript of the gene PIK3C2B, whose product is annotated as phosphatidylinositol-4-phosphate 3-kinase catalytic subunit type 2 beta. The coding region runs from base 422 to 5326 and encodes 1634 amino acids. NCBI's taxonomy places the organism in Eukaryota, Metazoa, Chordata, Mammalia, Primates, Lorisidae. Gene Ontology annotation, cellular component: cytoplasm; phosphatidylinositol 3-kinase complex; plasma membrane. Gene Ontology annotation, molecular function: 1-phosphatidylinositol-4-phosphate 3-kinase activity; 1-phosphatidylinositol-3-kinase activity; phosphatidylinositol binding. The transcript has 33 exons. Gene Ontology annotation, biological process: phosphatidylinositol-mediated signaling; phosphatidylinositol 3-kinase/protein kinase B signal transduction; phosphatidylinositol-3-phosphate biosynthetic process. The record is from RefSeq and is a predicted model, not a curated record.